This is a messenger RNA of Peniophora sp. CBMAI 1063, 3726 nucleotides long. The record is from the annotation of a GenBank genome assembly. NCBI's taxonomy places the organism in Eukaryota, Fungi, Basidiomycota, Agaricomycetes, Russulales, Peniophoraceae.
AUGAAUGACCUCGAGCCGCCCGAUGCACUACUUUUGUACGGGCUAGGAGUCCGGUUCGACACCCGCUACGAGUUGAAAGGCGCCCCCGAUGAUAUGGAUAGCGCUAUUGUCAUGUUUCGACGUGCAGUCGAACUCACGUCAAAGGGCGAUCCGGAGCGACUUCUGCGACUUCUCCGCCUGGGCCUUUGUCUGGACGAGCGUUUCGACCGAACAAGCACGAUUGAAGACCUCAACGACGGUAUUAAGACGUUUCAACCCGUGAUGGAGUUGAUACAAGACGAUAAUCCUAUCAAACCCGAACUCCUCUUCAAGUACGGGCUAUACUUCCUGAAACGCUCAAAGAGGGCGGAGAAGCUCGGAGAUGUCGACGGUGCGAUCAAAGCCUUCAGCAGAGCGGUCGAGCUCUCAGCAGAUGAGCACCCAGGAAAGUCGGCGUGCUUAGCUAACUUGGGUACUGCCCUCACGAUACGCUUCAGGCGUACCGGAGAUCUCGAUGACAUCGGACGUGCUAUCUCAGCUCAUUCCCGCGGACUGGAUCUUACAUCAGACAAUAGUCCUGAGAGGGCGUCGCAGUUGAACAACCUGGGGAACGCGUAUCUCGUACGGUUCAGGCGUACUGGCGGGCCUGAAGAUCUUACGCUGGCUACUGUAGCCCAUCACCGCGCGAUCGGGCUCAUGGCUGAUGACCAUCCAGACAAAGCAUUGUUGUUCACCAAUUUGGGAAAUUCGUUUCAUAAAGCUUUUGAGCAGAACGGAGAACUCGAAGAUCUGGAGAAGGCCAUCUUGGCUCACCAUCGUGGGGUUGAUCUUACUCACGACGAUCAUCUCGAGAAGCCAGGGCAGCUAAACGCCCUAGGAGUGUCGCUCUUGACCCGGUUUGAGCACCUCAGCGAGCGCGAAGAUCUUGAGCGCGGUCUUUCAGCCCAUCAGCGCGCAGUCGAUCUCACUCCCAACGACCAUCCCGACAAAGCACGGUAUUUGGACGGCCUAGGAAGCUCGUUGCUCGUGCGUUUCGAGCGAACCGCGCGCUUGAUAGACCUCGAUGAGGCCAUUCUUGCGCGUCGUCGCGCAGUAGAACUCGCACAGGACGGCCACCCUGAUAAGGCUCACAGGCUUGGCAACCUGGGAAACUCGCUCAAUGCGCGUUUCGCACAUACGGGAGAGCUCGAGGCUCUCAAGGAAUCGAUCUCGACGAACCACCGGGCGGUCGAGCUGACGCCCGAUGAGCAUCCGGACAAGGCGUCAUUGCUCAACAAUCUGGGAAACUCGCACCUCGAACACUUCCAAAGUACAGGAGCACUCGUGGAUCUCGAGCAAGCCAUUACAGUGCAUACACGCGCGGUCCAGCUCACGUCUAAUAAUAUGGGAUGCGUUGCCAAUCCAGUGCUGUAUAGCAACCUAGGCAACUCGUUUCUCGUGCGCUUCGAGCGUAUGGUCGAACCUGGGGAUCUUAGCGAGGCUAUAGCCUUACACCGUCGGGCAGUCGAGCUCACCCCGGAUGGGCAUCAUGAUCAACCCUCGAGGCUUCAAAGUCUGGGUGCUGCGCUACUUAGACGCUUCGACUCAGAGAGCUUGGCAGAGGAUGAUGAUCUCGAGCAGUCCACUUUGUUUUUCCGGCGCGCGAUUGAACUCACCGCCGAUGAGGAUCCCCGAAAGCCUAUGAUACUCGGAUGGUACUGCACAGCCCUCUGCAAGCAAUAUGAGUGUACUGGGUCCACGGCCACAGUCUCGGAUGCUAUCUCCGCGGGAAAUCUGGCCCUCAAGCUUGCUCCAGAGCGCUAUCCGAAUCUUUGGUUAUAUCAUCAUAGCCUCGCAGAGUGCUAUCUUCGACGCUUUGAGAGCCUUGAAUGCUCUGAUGAUAUAGAGAAAACUGUGCGUUUGUUCUCGAAGGCGGCGGAUCUUAUCGCCGAUAGCGACCCAAGGCGGUCUGAUCUCUUGCACGACCUUGGUUGUGCUCAGAGGUUGCUAUUCCGGCACACCAACAUCCGAACGGACUUCAACGUAGCCGUUGAGUCUUUCCUCGAGUCGGCACUACACCGUAUCGGGAAUCAUCGGAGCCGUCUGAGCGCGGCGAAGAGCUGCAUAGACAUGUUAUCCGAAUGCCCUUCGUUCGACACAGUCCAAGCGCCCAUAUUGAUGAUCGCGCGCAUCAUAACCGCUAUUGUUCCUGACAUCGUCUGGUUGGGCUUCAAUGUCCAACGACGCUACAAGGAGUCCUUUCAUAUGGGUGCCCUCAUCAACUCCGCGGUGUCGGUUGCGGUAUCCUUGGGAGCAUUGGCACAGGCUGUGGAAUGGUUGGAAGCGGGAAGAGCUUUGAUAUGGGCACAAGUCUCGUCCCUGCGGACGCCACUCGAUGACUUACGUGAAGUCAGCCCCAGGCUCGCAGAUGCUCUCCAGGAUAUUCAACAACAGCUACGGGAUUCUGUCCCUAGCAACCUCGCGUUCGAGGCUGGAGAUAUUCUCAGCUAUGCGGCCGACUCCGCGGCGACUCAUCAUCGCCAGCUUGUUAUUCAGCGAGAAAAUCUGCUGGUGGAGAUCCGCGCCCUUAUAGGCUUUGGUGGGUUUCUCCUCCCGAUCAGCUUCGAGGCCAUUGCACCAUCACUGGUGCAUCUCAGUGGACCUGUCAUCUUCAUCAACAUCCAUCCCAGCCGUUGCGACGCGUUGAUUGUACAUCCCCACGGAGCUCUCACCUCCGUCUCUCUUCCUCAGCUCUCUCUGAAGAGAACGGAAGGCUUGCUGAACAUAUGGGUGACGCAAGUAGUUGGGUCUAUGGGGCGAGAACGCGGUUUAGUCCCAGUUGCGCCGCCGCGCGGUCAUCAAGAUGCGUUCACGCUGGUGCUCGAACGACUGUGGAUCUGGGUUGUGCAUCCGAUCUUGCAGUCUCUGGAUCUUCAUGCUAUGAUGGAAAAUGACCGCCUGCCGCAUAUCACCUGGUGUCCAACAGGAUGGCUCGCGUACCUACCGCUGCACGCGGCAGGAUUAUACAACGAAGCGUUCGGGCCGCGUGUGUUUGACUUUGUGGUAUCAUCGUAUGCACCGUCACUCAGCGCGCUCAUACGGAGCUGCCACAAGCCAGUGCAUUGUAGCGGGGCCGCACCCCGAAUGCUGCUCGUUACGCAGUCAGCAACGCCCGGCCAAAGCGCUCUACCAGGGACCAUCAGAGAGCGCGAGAACCUCUUGCAGGCGCUUGCACCAUCCGACAUCGAAACCACCAUCCUCGACGGCGGGGACGCGACAGUGGACGCUGUCCGGGGUGCUCUGUCACAGCAGCGCGCCACAUGGGUACACUUGGCGUGUCAUGGUUCGCAGGAUAUGUUUGCGGACCCAACGCAGAGCGCCUUCAUGCUACACGACGGGCGCCUCUCACUCACUGAUCUCAUGAACACCGUGUCCGACGGUUCCGCGGAACUAGCCUUCCUCUCCGCCUGCCAGACCGCCGUCGGCGCCUUGCAGAACCCGGAAGAAUCUGCGCAUCUCGCGGCGGGAAUGUUGGCGGUGGGAUUCAAGGGGGUCGUCGGUACGACCUGGUCUAUCAGGGACGAUGACGCGCCUAUCGUUGUGGAGGCGUUCUAUAAGAAGCUACUCGCAUUGCGCAGCGAUGGGAUGCUAAGGAAGGGAGAGACGGGCGCGGCGUAUGCCCUCCAUGAGGCUACGAACGUUCUGCGGGCGAGAGUAGGCGACGAUAGCUUCAUGCGAUGGGUACCAUUCGUGCACUUCGGCGCUUGA